Paramecium tetraurelia is the source of this 5466-nucleotide messenger RNA. RefSeq lists its product as uncharacterized. The transcript is spliced from 4 exons. The record is from RefSeq and is a predicted model, not a curated record. NCBI's taxonomy places the organism in Eukaryota, Ciliophora, Oligohymenophorea, Peniculida, Parameciidae. Gene Ontology annotation, molecular function: protein binding.
AUGAAUUGGUAACACCCCUUCGUUGAUGUUUUCAAGUAGUUUGGUGUAUUCGAGAUAGCACAUACACAAUCCAAAGGUUAGGUUUCAGUUGUCCAAGAUAACCAAAUCGGGAGAAAGAUCAUAAGACUAUUAGGAGCGAUAUCUGCAAAUAAUAUGGUCUAGAUUCCAGAUCCUUGUUAAGGAAUCAAACAACUGGGAUUAACUGGCCGAUAUAUUUAUAUUGAAUUCAUUCCGAUCAAAGGGAGAUAUUUCACAAUCCACUUUGAUUUGCAAAUUAAAGACAGAGAUCCCUCGAUCAAGUUAACAGUCUCCAACAUGUAUGAUGUCCACAAAGUUUAGCAAUCACAACUCUUAAUUCCAUACCCAAAGAAUGCUCCCAACAAAUGGACUAUCUUGAUUUUGGAUGUUGAAUAUUUUUUGGGUAAUUUUGGAUUGUUACCAAGCAGUUUGUAUAAGUAAUUCAAGGGAAUUCAUUCACUAAAGUCAUUUCAAAUCUGCAGCUCCAUGAACAUUAGAGGUAUCUAUACGAGUGACAAUCUCUAUGAUUGGGAAACUCUGCCAAAAUAAAUGCUCUUUAAAUUGGCCAAAGGAUAAAAAUGGACAGAAGAAUAUUAGAUUGCAUACUGGCCUACUUUGGAUGUCUCCCCUCAUGUUUUCAAAUAACCUUUGGUAGAAGUGACCACAGACAUUCUGGAAAACUUAUAGAAAAUCUAAGAUAAUAAGGAGAAGUACAAAUAAGAAACCCAAAAGUCCUUUAAAUAAAACUCAAUUUAGCAUAAUACUUAAUAAAUAGAGGAAUUGGUGAAAAAGAGACCUGGUGAUUAUAAUGUAGCACAGAGCAAGUCAGUAGAUGCACAAGAUCAUCCUCUUCAGCCUUAUCCAAUCCAACAACUGGAUAAAAUUAUUGGAUUCACAGUCAAUUCUUGUCCUGAUAUUAAAUGGGGUCGACAAACAGAUACUCAGAAAUAGAUAACAUAUGCUGCAGGAUCAUUAUUAGUUUAAAGCAAUAUAUAAGAUGGAAAAUAGAAGUUUUUUAUGGGGCAUUCUAAGGCAAUUUCAUGUUUGGAUGUAAGUAAAGAUGGUGAAUGGCUAGUGAGUGGGUAGAGUGAAAAGAAUGCUAUCAUAAGAAUAUGGAAGAACAAUUGUGAUUGUUUAAGUGCAUUUGCCACUCCAUAUUCACAUUUGAAUUAUCUAUCUUUUAGUUAAGAUCGCAAAAUGUUAGUGACUGUAGGAUAAGAUGAGCAUAAUAGAGAAAUUAUAAUUGUUUGGGGAUUAGAGAAAAUAGAAACCAAUAGAAAACCCAUCCUAUUUGCUAAACAAACAAGUUCAUGUAAUAUAUUGGCAAUCAAAUUUUCACCUGUUGAUAAUAAUAAAAUACUGUCUUGUGGACAUGAGAAUAUUAGAUUUUGGAGAAUCAAAGAAGAACAUCUUCCUGGAGCUAGUGUUGUAUUAAAUCAUCAUGCGAGAAAUACUACAUUUACUAACUUUGAUUUUGAAUUCAAUUAUGAAGAUCAAAAUGUUAGUAACAUUUAUUUUGGAUCCAAGAAUGGAUAUCUAUUUUAAGUAGCUUAUCAAUCUCAGAAAUUAAUGUAGGUGUAUAAAGUACAUAAUGAUGCAGUCACAGCAGUAUGUUUAUCUGCUGGAUUCUGUAUUACUGGUAGUUUAGAUUAGUACCUUAGAGUUUGGCCCUUAGAUUUCAAUGAGUUUUAUAUUGAAGCUAAACAUGAGGGCAUAAUUACUUCAUUGGACAUAUCAAUUGAUGGUCUACAAGUGGCAUGUGGAACUUCAACAGGAGGAUUGGGUAUUUUAGAUAUCAGCAGUCAUCAUUACAAGACUGUUAUAAGAUCACACACAAAUGUGAUCAAUUAGAUCUAGGUGCAUCCAUAUUCAAAGUUAUUAAUUACAUUGUCAGAGGAUUGCACAAUUAGAUUGUGGGACAUUGAGAAAUCUGAUUAGGUUUAUGAAUUCACAUUCCCAUAAGAUGACAAAUGCGUUUGUUUAUCAUCAUCUCCGAUUGGAAUGUAUUUUGCAGCUGGAUUCAAGUCUGGAACACAUAGAAUAUUUGAUAUUGAGCAGACAUCAAUACUUUUUGAAGGAAAGUAUCAUGAUUUAGAGAUCAAAAGCAUUUAGUAUAGUCCAAAUGGAUAGUAAUUGGUUAUUGGAGAUGCUAAAUCAAUCUACAAAAUCUAUGAUGUGAGCAGAGAUUAUCAGCCUAUCAAAACCAUUCAACAUUCAAUAUAAUCUCAGAAUGUAUGUGGAUAAUUUUCAAAAGAUUCUGCUAUUUUAUCAAUUAUUGAGAAUUCUAACAAUAUUGAAUUGUGGGAUACUUCAUCAUUAUAACAAAUUUUAAAGAUUUAGACAAGGUUCAAUUUGAAAAUAUUGAAAUGGGCAGAGAAUAAUGUAGAAUUAUUGUGUGGAACUACAGAUGGUAGAAUUAUUAUUUAUGGAAUUGAAAGAGUUAAUGACACUAUCACAGCAUACUAUUUGAGAGAAUAGACAUUUAUGCAUAAGUAAUCAUUAAAUGAUUUUGUUGUCUCACCAAAUAUGAAAUAUCUAUUCUCUGUAGGUGCUGAAUAGUAUUUGAAGGUUUGGGAUUAUGAAUUUUAAAUUAAGGGACCAGGAUCUUGUUAGGUCUUCAUUGGUCAUUCCUCUUCAGUAAAUUCUAUUGAUUGUGCUGAUAAUGGUAGUACUAUCAUAACAGCAGGUGGAGAAGAAGGAAUAUUUAUUUGGAAGUUCCUGGGAUAUACAGGUAAAAAUGAAAGGUUGAUUAGAAUGGAAUAGGAGUAAUUAGUAUAAUAAUGUACUAAAAUUGAUAUGUAACCAGACUAAUUUGAAUAAUAAGAGUAGCAAUAGGAUGAAUAAAACGAAAAAUUGGAUGAUUACUAUGAUCUCUAAGAAAACAAUGAGAAUGUUUAACCAAAUAAGGAUGCUCAUUUGCAUACAUUUUAAUAAAGCUAGUUAGUGGAAAUGUUUAGUUUAGUUAGAAAAAUCCCCUAAAAGGAGGAAUAAGAGGAAGAAUAAGGGUUGGCAAACAAAAAUGUCAACACACCAUUCAAGCCUGAUCACUUCAAACCAUCCAGAUUAUAAUAAGAGUUUAAGCCUAUAACUUUCGAAUUCGAGAGAUAAAUUCUGAAUAAGAGAAGAUCAAGAAGUCAAAUUAAAAAAUAAUAAAAUAGAUAGCAUUCAUCUACUUAAUUACCUUUCAGAUAAUACAUUUUACAAUAAUAAAAAGGUUAAUUAUAACAACCUACUUUAUCUUGUAAGUAUAUGGUUGGCUAUAACACAAAAACACAUGAUAAUGUUAUAUGGUGUUAAUCUUAUGGUUGGUAUGCAUAUACAUCUCAAAAUUAUGUUAUCUUUGAAAAAUUAUAGUAGGAUAGAGAAUAAUAAAUUUUGAGUUUCAAUGCCACUGUGAGUGUUAUCUACCUUGAUAAAACUGAAAAGCAUCUGAUUGUUGGUCUUGCACAGAAGGUACAAGAUGCUGCUCCCAUAUAUGUUUAUGAAAUCCAGAAUAAUGCUAGUCAAUUGGGAUUCAAAUAAAUAGCUCAGAUGAACUUUCAUACUUAAGGAGUUCAUUAAAUUUUGCUUACAGAAGAUGAAAAGUACCUAAUAUCAGUAGGAAAUGGAAAGGAGUGCACAAUUGUUAUUUGGGAUUUCUCCACUAAAAAAUUGAUAACCUCUUCAUAUACAUUAGAUAGAAUAAAUGAUAUUAAAAUAUCAAAAUAUUCAUUCUCUAAAGAACGUAUCAUAGAAUUCGCAACAGUUGGCAGAGAUUAAAUCUAUUUGUGGGCUUUUACCAAAGAUCAUAAGUUAGAAUAUUUUGAUGUAUUCCUACCUAAGAAUGUUAAUACAAACGAACUUGAAGAAAUAACAGCAUUUGAUUAUGUAGUUUAUGAGGGUAGCAAAAAUAAAUAAACAUCAUAAUCAUUAAAUCUAUCAGAUAGAGUGUCUUUUGAUAAUAGUUAAUAAUCAUAAACUGUAAAAACCGAAGAGAUACUUUUGGAAGAAGGUUCUAAGAAUUAAAUGUCAUUUCCUUAAUUAUAAUAAGAACCAACAUAAGAAUCGAUGAAACAAUAAUAGUAAUAAUAAUAAUAAAAUAAAAAUCAAAUUACAUAAUUACUGAUAUUGGGAUUAAAGUCAGGGGAAAUAGUGAUAAUGAAAUACGGGGAAUUUAAAUCAAUAUAUAGAAAAUAAAUAACUAAUGCUGAAAUCACUUAUCUUAAAGUGAGUUAGGCAGCAGGGAAGAUAAUUUUAGGUAGUAUCGAACAUUCAUUUUUCAUCAUGGAUAUCAAAGCAGUUUUGACUUUAUAAUCCUUCUUAGAUUCGGGAUUCGCCUUUUAGAGAAUCCAAUUACCUGCUAUGGUUACAUCUUAUGUAUUAGAUCCAUUUUACACCUAAGGAAUCUUUGGAUUAGGCAAUGGCAAUAUUUAUCUGAUAUCGUUUGCAACAAAACAAUAUUUUCUCUUGAAUGCUUCAAAUUGUGAUUAAAGUGAGAUUGAAAUACAGUUAUGCAAAUUAGUGGAGGACAAUAUUUUAGUCACCACCUUCAAUCAAGGAAUAGUCAAAUUGUGGAGAAUGGACACAGCUGAAUUACUUGUUGAAUAUCAAUGGGAUAAGGAAAUUGUGUAGUUUUUCUAUGAUGCUCAAAUCAAAUAGAUAGUGUUUAUAUAGGAGUUCGGUUAAAUCAAGACUAUCCACAUUGAUAGAUUGGAUAUUUAUGAUUAGUACUAUCAUAUUGGAAAGGGAGGACCUGAUAAAAUAAUUUCUUGUGUUUUUGGAAUCUUUGACUCUAUUCCAGGUAAGUUCGUUUUGGAUGAGAGUGGAUAACUCUUCUUUUUAGAACAUCUGUAUAAGAAUCAAGAAUAUAUCAUCAGAUACAUCAAGGCAUUAGAGUUACCAAAUGUUUGUUAAUUGGUAGAGCAAUGUGAAAAGAGAGUAAUUUUUGCAAUAGAAAAAGACACUGGAGUGGUUUCAACAUUGUAGGUAGAUUACAACUCAACCAGAUAAUAUCAAUUUGCAUUUACACUUUUCGAUUAGAUUAAUUUCUUAGAAAAUCCACAUGGUAAUUUGGACAAUGAAUAAUCUCAAAAAGAUACCUAAGCACUCUACUAAUCAGUUGACACUCAAACUUCAAUUGUACCUGCAUAAGGAUUUGAUAACGUUUACUUUGCUGUACUCAAUACCUUACAAUAUCUAUAUGGCAGAAAUUACAACAAAAAACAAAUCAUCUUGCUUGUCAAUUUGAAUGAUUUCCCACUCUAUUUGUCUUUGGAUAAUAAUCUUAAAGUCUAUGUAGUCACUCAAAAUGGUUCCAUUGAAGUGGUCUUACCUAAUGAUGCGUCAAAUCAAAAUUAAAUUCAAAUUUGUUAAUUAAAUAGUUAAAUUGACAAUAUUAUUUGUCAGAAAAGAAAAACCAAUUUUGUUAUCACCAACAAAACUAUCAUGAAUUUUUAUUAAUAUAUCUGA